AUGGAGAGGAAGCGGGAGUCUUCUCAUCAAUACGGUUCCCUGGAGCGCACUGAAUGGAGCACAGGCACUUCCAAACCAGAGGACGACGUGGUGUCCAUGGCGGAUUCCACCAUCACCGUGGACGACAUCGAGGGAGAGCUGUUCAAGAUUGAGCGGAUCCGGGAUGUGCUGGUCAGGAGGGAGUCAGAGCUCAGAUACAUGAUGGAUGACAUUCAGCUGUGUAAGGAGAUCACUCGUCUGAAGAAGGAGCUGCACAAACUCGUGUCCCUGCCAGACAAUGACAAGUCCAACGAGGACCGACAGAAGGAGGAGGAACUUCUGCAGCAGAUCCAUAAGCUAGUUGAGACCAGAGACUUCCUGGUGGAUGAUGUGGAGUUUGAACGGCUCAGGGAGAAGGAAGAAGAUAAAGAAAUGGCAGAUUUCCUCAAGUCCAAGUUCCCAAGAACCGUGAAGAAGAAAGGUGUACCAACCAGACGGGUCACGCCCCACGCCCAGCAGAGCUCCACCCCCUUCAGCAAGACCGGGCUCACCCUUCUGAAGGAGUGCUGUGGCUUCACUUGCUCCAUCAUGUAG
Molecule: messenger RNA, 573 nt
Organism: Myripristis murdjan (pinecone soldierfish)
Lineage: Eukaryota; Metazoa; Chordata; Actinopteri; Holocentriformes; Holocentridae
Gene: pik3r6a
Product: phosphoinositide-3-kinase, regulatory subunit 6a
Exons: 6
Coding region: 1-573 (190 amino acids)
Source: RefSeq, a predicted model, not a curated record